CCCGGCGCGCCGGCUGCACCCCGCCCCGCCGGCCUUUGUGCUUGGCUUUGGCCUGGGCCCGGGAGUCUCGACUCCUUCCGUGCGUCCGGAGGGACCCGAGCGGCGCGGGGACCCCGGGCAAGUGGGGGCAGGGGCGGGCCGAGCGGUCCUGCGGGGCCCCCCUCCCCACCCCGCCCCGGCCGCGCUGGCAUUGGGGGACCGGGGCCGCCGCGGGAGGAGCCCCGCGCAUUGUCCGCCGCGCGCCGGGGACGUGGGCGUGCCGCCGAGUCCGCCUCCCCCGGGACCGGCCGCCGGGGAGGAGCCGGCGGAACAGCCGUCCCGGAGGCUCGGGGCGCCGGCGCCCUGGGCCUCUGGGCGGUUUGCGUGCGGCGCGGCUGGUUCCCGGGCUCGUGAGCCUCCCGGCCGACGCGAGUGACAGCGACCUUGUGGAUCGAGAGGGGAGCGCCGGGACGUCCCCCACCUGCCGACCACCACCCAUCGGGCUCUUUUUUCCUCUUUCUCCCACCUUCCGGCCCUCCCCGCCCCAGCAGCCACGCGGCCCAUCCCGGUGACCCGGCGACCGCGGCGCACCGCCCGGAUUUGCAUUUGAACGGAGGACCCUGGAAAGCCCCAGCCCUCGGCCCCCAGAGAGCCGAGCCUCUGCUGGACGGAAGAGGGCCGGCGAGAACCAGCAGGACGCCUCGACGCGCUUUCCAGCUCGCGUGAGCCGCAGCGGCCAGAGGGAAAUCCUUGGAGCCGGGGUCAGGAGCCUGUUGAGGAAGCAUCCUGCCUUGUGACCGGAGCUCCGUGGUCAGAGCGGCGUAAAUGGCUCCCCUCCCUGCCGGCAUCCGCUUCAUCAUCUCCUUCUCCCGGGACCAGUGGUACAGAGCCUUCAUUUUUGUUUUGACAUUUUUGCUGUAUGCCAGUUUCCACUUAUCCCGAAAGCCUAUCAGCAUAGUGAAGGGUGAGCUCCACGGGUACUGUGCCGCACUGAACGAGGGGGACGUCGAAUUCAGCAGCCAGAGCCAGAGGGCCAGUGACACCCCCCGCCAGCAGCCACCAGACAACGAGACUGACUGCAGCUGGGCCCCGUUUGACCAGGACAACUACCAGCAGCUGCUCGGGGCCCUGGACUACUCGUUCCUGUGCGCCUACGCCGUCGGCAUGUACCUGAGUGGCAUAAUAGGGGAACGCCUGCCCAUUCGGUAUUACCUAACUUUUGGGAUGCUGGCCAGUGGUGCUUUGACCGCCCUGUUUGGAUUAGGGUAUUUCUACAAUAUCCACAGUUUCGGCUUCUACGUGGUAACUCAGAUCAUCAACGGACUGGUGCAGACCACUGGCUGGCCCAGCGUCGUCACCUGCCUCGGCAACUGGUUCGGAAAAGGAAGGCGAGGUUUGAUUAUGGGGGUCUGGAACUCCCACACGUCCGUGGGCAACAUUUUGGGGUCCUUGAUUGCCGGCUACUGGGUGUCCACGUGCUGGGGCCUGUCCUUCGUCGUGCCCGGGGCCAUUGUGGCAGCGAUGGGGAUCGUGUGCUUUCUCUUUCUCAUCGAACAUCCCAAGGACAUCGCCUGCUCUUCCUCCCUGGUGGCGCAUUCGAGGGGCCACGAGAACGGCGCACACAGAUUCAGGCUGCAGAAGCAAGUCUUCGUGGACAACGAGAACAAGCCCCUGGACCCCGAGAUCCAGUGCCUACUGCUGUCAGAUGGAAAGCACCCGGUCCAUCAGAGCCACGUCGUCGUCCUCCCGGCCGACGGCGGGGGCAGCAUGGCCGCCAUCAGCUUCACAGGGGCCUUGAGAAUCCCCGGUGUGAUCGAGUUCUCUCUGUGUUUGCUGUUUGCAAAGCUGGUCAGCUACACCUUCCUGUUUUGGCUCCCACUCUACAUCACCAGCGUGGAUCACCUUGAUGCCAGACAAGCCGGGGAGCUCUCCACCCUGUUUGACGUGGGCGGGAUCUUCGGUGGGAUCCUGGCGGGCGUGAUCUCAGAUCGACUGGAGAAGCGGGCCUCCACCUGUGGCCUGAUGCUUCUGCUUGCGGCCCCCACGCUCUACAUGUUCUCCACCAUCAGCAGGAUGGGCCUAGAAGCCACGACAGCCAUGCUGCUGCUCAGCGGGGCCCUGGUCAGCGGGCCGUACGCCCUGAUCACGACCGCCGUGUCCGCCGACCUGGGCACGCACAAAAGUCUCAAAGGAAACUCCCACGCCCUCGCCACCGUGACCGCCAUCAUUGACGGGACCGGGUCUGUAGGAGCCGCGCUGGGCCCCCUGCUGGCUGGGCUCCUCUCCCCGUCUGGAUGGAACAACGUGUUCUACAUGUUGAUGGUUGCAGACGCCUGUGCCUUACUGCUCCCGCGUUGGUUAAACAGGCAUAAUAAUGGCACCCCAAGACAGGAUCAUCGAGGGGACUUGGAGGAGACGGCAGGCCGAAACCCAUGUCCUACGUGGUGACCUCCGUUGCCCCAGUGCUCCUCCUGCGCCCUGCAGCCCCAGGGAAAGCGGCCUGACUCUCGGAGCCCAAAGGGGUGGGAAAGAAGGAGCAGAGGCUGUGGGUGCCGGCCCCCAGCUUCCGUCUGCGGCCCCUGCAGGACAGAGAGGCCCGGGCACCGGUCAGAAGCGGGCCGUGCUCACCCGAGUGGCUAGCCUGCGCUCAACCUGCAGCCGCCCUGCGCACGGGGGUCCCCGACCUGAGGCCACGUGCCUCCUCUCGCUUCCCCGGAAAACCCCCCGAGGUUGAUCCCUAUGAGGGUGAGUCGAGGAUUUGGAAAUAUCAGCUCUGAGGGUUCUGUAUUUUCAUUCCAGGGCUGUUACACAGCCCCCCAUGUCGUAGAGGAUCCAGCGCCAGCUUUCAACUCGGGAGCCUGUUAGGUUUUUAAGAGGCUCUUCCUCAAAGCAUUUGUUUUUGUAAAUGCCUGAGGCCUUUAGUUAAGUCCCACAUCAUUUCAACUAAGUGGCCUCGAGACUUCCAUCAUCAUGGCUGGUUAGAGACUGAAGACUGUCCCUCAGCAAUGCGGGGGAACACACAUUAUGCGUCCUUUUAACUGCACAGCCAACCCUGUGGAAAGGAAGGGUAUCCUCAGGACGGGACCCAGACUGUCGAAGCGGCAUAGACAAGUACCCGGGCUAGAGCAGUGGGAAUCGGGGGGUGGCUGGUUCUGCCCCCCUGGGGAGCAGAGGUGGGGCUUCAGGCCCGCACGAGUGGGGCAGGAGGCCAGGACCCUCAGUGGGCUGAGCUCCAGCGAGCACGUGGGUCCAAGAGACAAGGAUCUGUGUCCACCUCAGCCUGUUCACCAGGUUGGAGGGGGCUAGUCGUCCCUGAGGAUUUUUAGCCACGGACCUGCCUAUGGUAAGCUUAGGUUUUUGAACUUAGGUAAAUACACAUAAUGUGCACCCAAAAAUUGAGUAGAAUUGGCCUGGAACCGUGAUACGCCUGGUUCUUGGGCAGAAGCAACCCUAAAACCAUUUGCAAGGGGCAAACCUCAACCCGCUGCCCGGGAUCCCCACUGCUAACGCCCGGCAGAGAGGAGCCUGAAAUUAGGAAACGGCCCACCGUGACCGAGGUGACAGACGUGACAAACGGCAGAGUCAGACCCCCCAAAAUUGCAGAUAACAUGGUUAUCAGACAGACGUAGCAGUACUGAAGACGUCCGGGAAGGACGUGGGUUCACGAGCAAAGAAGGGGAGCCCGUGGAGCACAGAGACAAGGACGUCCCCGGGUACAGCCCAGCACACGGAAGCCGUGGCCGCCGCCAGGGACGAAGCCCAGAACGGAGCCCCGGGGAGGAAUCUAGAGGCGGGGGCCGAGCACAGUCGAAGACGGAACAGCCGGCAGCUUCAGGGCCCAGAAGGCCAAAGGAGAAGGGCGAGCGCACGCGUGCAAACGUGACCGUGAGCGGGCCAGACAGCGCGUGUGGCGCAUCGGAGUUCAGAAAGGACAGAGAACAGGAUGUGAGGGUAGUAGCCAGGCAGGUGGCGACCGGAAGCAAGCGGGCCCUGCCGGGCCAGGUGAGACCCAAACGGGUCAGCGGGACGAGCCCGCAGGCGGCCCGAGCACCAGCCAGACGCCUUCUCUCCGCGGGUCAACAGGCCUGCCCCACCCCCUAAGUCUGAGGCUGGAACCCCAGCACCCAGCAGGUCAGGUCACCCUGUGGGGUCAGACCUGGGGCCUGCCGGACUCUCAGGGGCACGUGUGCAGAGCCCGGUGGCCAAGCUGUCCCACCCGUCGGCUGACCCCCGCCGACCCGGGCCAGGGGGCUCCAGGCGUCUGGGCAGGCACUUAGAGUGGGCGGGCCUCCCUGGGCUUGCCCACAGACACGGCUCUCCAUCACAUGCGACAGUGUGACCUUUCUUAAAAAAAAUUUUUUUUAAUCUUUACUUUUGAGAGAGAGGGAGAAACAGAGCACGAGCGGGGGAGGGGCAGGGAGAGGGGGAGACACAGAAUCCAAAACAGGCCCCAGGCUCCGAGCUGUCAGCACGGAGCCUAAUGCGGGGCUCGAACUCAUGAACCAUGAGAUCAUGACCUGAGCCGAAGUCGGAUGCUUCACUGACCGAGCCGCCCAGGUCCUCCCCCAUCCCCCCGGCAAGAGUGUGACCUUUGUCCUUCAGGUUCGUUACUACUGUCGGCAGUGUUUCUUGCCACCUUAAACGCUCGUCAUUUCCUUCCCUUUUCCCUUCGUGUCCGGGAUCUGCUUUGGAUGAUGGCGGGUCUUCCUGCGAACGCUCAACACAGCACAUUCGGCGGGACGUGUGUCGACCAGGUGCCCAGCUCCAGGCGAGCAGGCCCAUGCUGGGCUGCUGGAGGCUCACGUUGCCAGGGUCCGCUUGCUCCACAGGAACAUCCCCCUCACCGCCAGCCCCACGCUCGGCCCCUGACACGUUCCCUGCUUUACCCCUGUGACCGUAUGUGCACCGAUCGAGGGUCAGGCACGGCAGCCGGACCGCGCUUUCUCGGAAGGAGUCACCCCUGUUCUCCUCGCCGGCCACUUCUCUUCGGAGCUCCUGCUUGAAGGAGCGCUGAAGGCUCCCCUGCUUCCUGGAGCUCUGACCUGAGGCCACGCCGGCCCUCUCUCGGCCCAGUGGUCCCUCCUGGGCCCUGGAAGGGGCCCUCCUGUGGGGCUGGGGUCAGCUUGCAGAAAGACCGGGUCCGCAGCCACAGACACAAGCAGAACCAGUUAGCUGGUGUGGCACCAGGUCACCGGUCUGUCUCCGUAAAUGGACCCAGCCCUGUGGGCACGUACGAGGCAGAACUCUGUCCCUGGUUUACUCCCACAGCGGCUGCGGAGGCUGUAGGCGAGGGGCCCGGUGGGGCCCAGCGCUCUCCCAGGAGUUUCCUAAGGAGUUUCCUAAGAAAACGCGGCUGCUCCAAACGUGAGCCUGGUCCGCCUCUGGGUGCCGGGGCCCAUGAGAUGCUCACCUGGCCUUCAGAGUCCCCGUGCGGCUCUCCAGGGCCCCCACCGAGAGUCACCGCGAUCGUGGGUCACCUGGUCUCCAUUCUCUUUCCCUAAUUUGGGUAUUUUAUGAUUGGACUCGUUUCAUUUGCAACGUUACUUGAUCCCGGACGUUUUAGGCUGAAACCUGUCCUUGCCUCCAGGAGCACGGCCUCCGUGCGGCUCACAGGCCCACAGCCCUGCCCUG
This is a messenger RNA of Neofelis nebulosa (Clouded leopard), 5610 nucleotides long. RefSeq names its product solute carrier family 37 member 1 (gene SLC37A1). Gene Ontology annotation, molecular function: glucose 6-phosphate:phosphate antiporter activity. The record is from RefSeq and is a predicted model, not a curated record. The coding region runs from base 805 to 2427 and encodes 540 amino acids. NCBI's taxonomy places the organism in Eukaryota, Metazoa, Chordata, Mammalia, Carnivora, Felidae. Gene Ontology annotation, biological process: glucose-6-phosphate transport; phosphate ion transmembrane transport. The transcript has 19 exons. Gene Ontology annotation, cellular component: endoplasmic reticulum membrane.